Messenger RNA from Anoplophora glabripennis (Asian longhorned beetle), 764 nucleotides. RefSeq names its product 39S ribosomal protein L21, mitochondrial (gene mRpL21). The coding region runs from base 5 to 646 and encodes 213 amino acids. The record is from RefSeq and is a predicted model, not a curated record. Gene Ontology annotation, molecular function: structural constituent of ribosome; RNA binding. Lineage: Eukaryota; Metazoa; Arthropoda; Insecta; Coleoptera; Cerambycidae. Gene Ontology annotation, cellular component: ribosome; mitochondrial large ribosomal subunit. Gene Ontology annotation, biological process: translation. The transcript has 4 exons.
UUACAUGUUUUUAUUUCUGGACAUUUUAGUUAACCUAAAAAUGGCUUGUUUAAUGCGACAAAUAUUUCUAAAAUGUUAUCAAAUUCCACAAUUAAGACAGCAAAACCUAUUUAAAGUAAAUUUAACUUCAGGUCUCGUUUCAACUUGUCACAAAUUGUAUUCAAAUACUCCGACACCAUAUGAAAUUGUUGAUCCGGAGGCUCAAGGCAAAUUGACUAAAAGUACAAUAAAUAAAGUUAAUGCACUAGUAGCCGAUCGGAAACAGGGCAGACUGUUUGCUGUAGUUCAUCUUGCCGGAAAGCAAUUUAAGGUUACAGAUGGAGAUGUGAUAGUUAUAGAAGGCUAUUGGCCACCAAACGUAGGAGACAAAAUAUCGUUAGAUAAGGUACUAUUAGCUGCAGGGUCAGAUUUCACACUUGUAGGUAGGCCAAUAGUCCAAAAAGGCCUUGUGAAGGUAGAGGCUACUGUUAUUGAAAAGACCUUGUCGCAUACGAAAACUCACUUUAGGAAAAAACGGAGGAAACAGUACAUGAGAAUAAACUUUUACCGAAUUCCUCAGACAUAUUUAAGGAUCAACAAAGUCCAAAUUGAAGGAGAAUUAAAUAAUCCGCCAGAGGUUAGGGGCUUAGAAACUGCAAUUUUUUAAAUCGUAGACCGAUAAGAUUAUGAAGUCGGUAAAUCGUUUUUCAAACUUUGUAAAUUGAUUUAUCUCGUGAUUCUGUUUGUAUUAAAAUAUUUGUCGUUCUUAAAUCUUUGUUUCCUGA